AUGAGUGGUGAAGUUGUUUCAGCUGCUAGAGUUUACCGUGAGCUUCUCAAAGCAGUGGUGAAACAUGUUGGAAAGGAAGAUCACAAGGUUCAUUUGACAGAUUUUGUAAAACAGGAAUUUCGUAAGAAUGUAAACUCAGACUCGACCCGAGAGAAAAUCAACCUCGCCCGCAAUUACACCUAUCUUAUCAAUAGCAUUCAUGCUCAGAAGGAUCUGCUCUUCUCAUACAACAUUGCGGUUGACAGAACCGAAGAAAUGAAAAGAGUGCUUGGGAAAUCUGCAGCUAGUGUAGGGCUUCGUCUUCCAGAGGUUUACCAAGCUUGA
Messenger RNA from Arabis nemorensis, 324 nucleotides. NCBI's taxonomy places the organism in Eukaryota, Viridiplantae, Streptophyta, Magnoliopsida, Brassicales, Brassicaceae. The record is from the annotation of a GenBank genome assembly.